GAAAAUGUUAGGCAGAGCGCUGAGUGGAUUCGUGGUAUAAGAAGCUCCCCGCUUUCGACUGGGUGCUGUAAACCUCUCUGUCAAGCCACCGAUCCAAGCUUUCGAGCCCUGGGCUGCCCUGGGCUGCCCUGAAGCUGCGAUGGCGUCCGCCCGCACGAAGCACCUCAAAGUGCUGGGCCUCGACGAGAAAGCGGACGAGGCAACCAUAAAAAAAGCGUUCAAGAAGCUGGCGCUCCUCUACCACCCCGACCGAAAUAGCAACAAUGUGGAAGAGGCGACCGAGCGCUUCAAGCAGAUCAACGAGGCCCACACGUAUCUCACCUCCGGCGCCGCGCCGUCGCAGCCGCGCGCGAAGACUCCGCCGACGGAGCCGGAGCCGGCGCGGCCGCCGCCGCCCGCCACGCCGCCGUCCACGACGCAGCCUGAGCCACCGCCACGGCCAACGCCGCAGCGGCCGCCCGCCGAGAAGCCCCCCGCGGAGGCGGACCCGCUGGCUGAGGCGCGGAGAAAGGUCCAGGAAGCCGAGGCUCGACGGCGCGCCGCCGCCGCGGCUCGCAAGCGAGAAGCGGAUGAGAUCCAAGCAAAAGAACGCGCCGUUGCGGCGGCUCGCAAGCAGGAAGCGGACGAGCUCGCCGCGCAGACGACGCUGGCGGAGAUCGCCGCGCGGCGGGAAAACGAUCGGCGCGUCGAGCAGCGCAAGGAGGCCGUCGACGCGGCGCAAGCAAAAAAAGACGCGAGGCUGCGCCGCAAGGCCGCCAGGGUCGAAGAGGCGGUCAUGGACUGGCCCGCGCGGUUUUGGAAUUGGUGCCGCAACAACUUGUAUCAUUACGGCUACUUCAAGUCUAUAUAUAGCAAGAACGCGGCGGUGCGGCCGCUGCGGUCGACCUUUGAAAGUCUGGGCCUGAAGGAAGAUGAUGUGGCAAGACUCCACGAGCAGUUUGUUAUUAUUGAUAAGGACGGGAGCGGCGCGAUCGAACUGUGGGAGCUGCUCGACUACCUCGACUUGCAACGGAAUCGCUUCGCGAAGCGCGUCUUCGCCAUCUUCGACGCGGACGGGAGCAACCAGAUCGACUUCAAGGAGUUCGUGGUCGCGCUGUGGCAGUACUGUACCUUGGGAAGGCCGCAGCUCGUCAUGUUCGCCUUCGACCUGUACGACCGCGACUCGUCAGGGGCCAUAGACUCCGACGAGUUCAAUGCGAUGUUGAAAGAGUUGUACGGCAAGCGCUACUCGAAGAACACGACGGCGGUCAAUCUGCUGAGGCACAUCAACGCGAUGACGAAGCGGCGCGACACCGACGAGGUCGACGUCGAGGCCUUCGCGGAGUUCUGCCGGACGCACCCGGCGAUGCUCAUGCCGGCCUUCGCGAUGCAGACGACGAUGCGGGCGCGGAUCAUGGGCGGCGCGUGGUGGGACCGGCGGUCCAACGAGCGCGUGAAGGUCGGCCGGCACACCAUGCGCAUCCACGACCUGCUCAAGGCCCACCUGCAGGAGGACGCCUUCCACAGCUUCAUGCGGGCCGUGGACUCGGGCGACGCCAAGGCGCUCAAGCGCGACGCGGACAAGCACCGGGACUGGAAGUCCGCCACCGAGGUCACGGGGACGGUCGCACAGCGGCGGCGGAAGUCGGGCCAGCACGAGCUCCAGGACCGCCCCCUCGACAAGUACUCGCGGUCGAGCGCGCGGCGGCGCGUCAAGAGCCUUGAUGACACCCGAAAGGUGCGGCCGGAUCAGAACGCCGCCCUGCGCCGGGCGUCGUUCGAGACAAAGCCGCGGGGCCGCGAAGCCUUCGGCUCGCGGCUCUCGGCGGCGGUGCGGAAGGAGCGCCAGGACCGCGCCGAGGAGCGCAAGAAGCUCCUCGGCGCGCUCGACGGCCUGCCGCGGAAGGUCGGCGAGGCUGGUGUGGGUGCGGCUCGACGCCGGGCGACGUUCUCGUGAACGCAUCCCCGCCAGAAUUUUGUAUGUGAUAAGUAUUCUGUGGAUAUA
Pelagomonas calceolata is the source of this 1984-nucleotide messenger RNA. The record is from the annotation of a GenBank genome assembly. Lineage: Eukaryota; Pelagophyceae; Pelagomonadales; Pelagomonadaceae.